AUGAGAAAACCGAGAAAGCAUUGCAAAGGGACUGAGCCUGCUCUUUGGCGAAAUCAACUUAAAGAAAAAGUAGUUGUCGCUAAAUGCCGUGUAAUGGAGAAAAAAUUGCGACAGAGAAGGCCCGAAGAACUGCCGUAUUACCAUAAUGGCGAGACUUCGUCGUUUUCGCGCUUGUUGUCUGCAGCUGGUGUUGGAUCGUUUCUUCUGCGUUCUGCCAGUUACCCUGGGUCUUAUGCACUAUUGGUGAACACAGGAAAGGUGAUUCAAAAGUUUUUGAUUGAAACAACGGAUCAUGGAAGAUAUCGUUUAGCUCCUCGAACAUUUGGCUCAAUUGAUGAGAUCAUUGAAAGAUAUACAGCAAGACCGAUUGCCGACAAUGUUUGCCUGAUUAGAGCCGCUUUGUCAACGAAUUCAAUUGAUGGUUCAUGGCCAAGCUCAACCAACACUUCUUAUCUCUCCAAUGAUACCGCACGGAAUACUGACUAUGAUAGUGGAUACUGUGUGGCGGCUCCUUCAAUAGAUCCGAAUGCAAAUCCGAUGAACAACAGCUCGAAUUUUGGAACCUCACAUAUUAUUGCAUCUGUACAAGCAUUGAGGAAAUCAAGAGAAGAAAAGCAAUGGAAAACCUGUUUUGUCAGUUUAAUGGAAGAUCUAAAUGGUAACACAUCGGAGUUAUGCAUAUCGGACAACGAACAGACACAUCGUCCUCGGAUGUCUUUCUCUAUGGACUCGUGCCACAUGUACAGUAUUCAUCGAUCGGUAUUUGGAAGAGAUGGCUGCAUAUUUAUUGGACAAAACGAUGAAUCGACGUUUUUAUGUUUUCGGCCGGCACACACUUACUUAGCAUGGUUUUCAUUAUUGAGGCCAAGGGUACUUUGGUUGAAGGCGGCUGUCUACAAUAUUGGUAGAUGUAUCGAGGCUUCUCGUGUUUCUGAAAUUGCACUUCUACAUGUUACUAUUGAUAAAUUUGUAUCUGACAGCAUGUUACGGUGUGAUUCGUUGUACUCUGCUUCUUUGAUGUUAGAUGGUGUUCGGGUGUUUUGUUCACGAGCCUUCACGCCUUGUGCUAGUACUCGUAGCCAGCAACCGCUCACGAUUGUUUUUGAUUCAAGUUAUAUGACAUCAUGUGCACCAACGGCGGCGCCUUGUUCUGUGCAGGUCAUGCUUUGCACGGUGGCCAACUCGCAAAACGGAUUCGGAGUGCUGAAACGUGCCCUACCGCGAGCAACAACAGCAAUGUCGCGACAAUUUUUGAUGCAAGGUGACGAGGAUGUUGAGGACAAACCAGAAAAUGGUUUUUGGGUACGAAUACGGAGGAUAACCGUAAAGGUGUUAGCUGCUUCGCAAUACAUGCCGUUGUUGUCUUUGAUUCGUCAAGAUGGCUACCAACUUUAUGAAUGGGUUUGGAAUAGAUUACCAACGGCGCAAAGAUCACAAUUUGUAACUUCACUUUGGAUUAUGUACUUGAGCCGAACAAGAGAGUUGACUAGACCUCCCUGUGGAUCUCUCGAAGAACUUGUGAUCUCUGUUCUGCAAAGAACAAUUGCAUCAUCAGCUUCGACUCCAUUGCGGAGUGACUCUUUUUGUACAGCACUUCUCGGCGCUGGCUUGAGAAUUGCGGCUGGGGCACAACUCGAAGCUCAACUUGACACACCUCCAUUAAGCACAAUCAUUGCCAAGAAGAAUAUACAGCCUGGUGACGUGGAUAUGCUUGUUGAGGCUUUGGUUCGAAUUGCAAGUGAGACAGCGGCAUUUCGCAUUCUUGCUUUGGUCGCCUCAGUUGCUCGAGAUCAGCACCCAGAGGAUCCUUUUCUGACAAUGCGAAUACUUGCUUCAUUCUUUGUUCUACGAUUUGCAAACCCUAUCUUGCUACAAAGUGAAGGAGGUCAAAACACAAAUCAGAUAGCAAAAAUGAUUCAAACGAGUGCAAACAAGGCAUGUUCACCAAAGCUUGAUGAGGAAAACUGCUCGGUGGCUUCGUCUCAAUUCAGAAAGCUCUUCGAAUCACUUUUUAUGGCCGAUGCAGAUUGUCUUGUUGGCGUUGAGACCGAGUGGUCUUGCGACAGUUGUGCAUUAGUUUCCCACCUCAUUGCAAGCGUUUUGCCAACGGAACAAGAGAAUACAGAUACGGAUGAUCCUUGCCCAGUGCCUUUGAGUCCAAACAUACUUCGGAUACUUCGACCGCCUUCUCAUCACCACCACGUC
Messenger RNA from Mesorhabditis belari, 2205 nucleotides. The record is from the annotation of a GenBank genome assembly. Lineage: Eukaryota; Metazoa; Nematoda; Chromadorea; Rhabditida; Rhabditidae.